Molecule: messenger RNA, 717 nt
Organism: Asparagus officinalis (garden asparagus)
Lineage: Eukaryota; Viridiplantae; Streptophyta; Magnoliopsida; Asparagales; Asparagaceae
Exons: 3
Coding region: 1-717 (238 amino acids)
Molecular function (GO): protein dimerization activity
Source: RefSeq, a predicted model, not a curated record
AUGUCAUCUUUCUGGAAUAACAUCGUUCGUAUUCUCAAGCUGACGGCUCCUCUUGUUGGUAUUCUGAAACUUGUUGAUGGUGAUAAAAAGCCUGCUAUGGGAUACAUUUAUGAGGCAAUGGAUAGAGGUAAGGAGGCUAUUGCUAAAGCCUUUGGUGAUGAUUCAACAAAAUAUUCUGAAGUAUUUGAUAUCAUUGAUAAGAGGUGGCAGGAUCAGCUUUAUCGGCCUUUGUAUGUUGCAGGAUAUUACCUUAAUCCUGCAUUUUUCUAUGACCAUCCAAACAUCCAAGGGGAUGACAAAGUUAUGAGAGGUCUUUAUCAAGUCACUGAGAAGAUGGUGCCCACACAAGACCAAGACAAGGUUGAUAGGCAGUUGGAUAUAUACAGGCAUGCUGGGGGUAUUUUUGGUAUGGAGAUAGCUAAGAGAAACAGAAAGAAGAAGUCUCCAGCUGAUUGGUGGGAGUCUUAUGGUGUAUCAGCACCAGAGUUGCAGAAGCUUGCUGUUAGAAUCAUCAGCCUUACUUGUAGCUCCUCUGUCUGUGAAAGAAAUUGGAGUACUUUUGAGCAAAUACACACCAAGAAGAGGAUUAAGUUGGAUCAUAAGAGGAUGCAAGAUCUAGUUUACUGCAAGUACAACCAAGCUUUGAAGGAGAGAUAUGACUGCAGAGAUUCUAUUGAUCCGAUUAAGUUGGCUGAUAUAGAUGAAAGCAAUGAAUGA